Messenger RNA from Brassica oleracea var. oleracea, 1838 nucleotides. RefSeq names its product SWI/SNF complex subunit SWI3A-like. The transcript has 7 exons. Gene Ontology annotation, molecular function: protein binding. The record is from RefSeq and is a predicted model, not a curated record. Lineage: Eukaryota; Viridiplantae; Streptophyta; Magnoliopsida; Brassicales; Brassicaceae. The coding region runs from base 93 to 1655 and encodes 520 amino acids.
GAUUUUAAUUGCGAUUGAUUGAUAGAUUCAAGGAGACUGAGUAGAUUUGGAGGGAGUCUGUGUUGUAACUUUGUAAAGUAAGGAGGGGAUAGAUGGAAGCGAGUACCAAUGAUAGAAGCAGCAGCUUCAAAGACGCAGAGCUUGAGCUCUACACCAUCCCUGCUCAUUCCAGUUGGUUCGUAUGGGAGGAUAUUCACGAAAUCGAAAGACGCGAGUUUGCCGAGUUCUUCAGUGAGAGCUCCAUCACUCGAACCCCCAAGGUCUACAAGGAGUACAGAGAUUUCAUCAUCAACAAGUACAGGGAAGACGACUCUUCUCGCAGGCUCACCUUCACCAGCAUCCGCAAGCACCUCGUCGGCGAUGUCAAUCUGCUCCGGAAAGUGUUUCUCUUUCUCGAGAACUGGGGCUUGAUCAAUUUCCUCAACAAAAGUGAUGAUGGUUCCAUGGAGGAGAGUGAAGCUGAGAUCGAACUAGGGACUCCCGCUGGGAUUCGUGUCACUGCUACUCCGGUUUCCAUGAGGCCUGUCACCGUACCUCCCCUUGUUGAGGAAAGAGCUGAGCCUGCCUUCAAGUUCUCCCCACUCACCUCUUAUUCUGAUGUUUUCACUGACUUGAAUAAGCCGUUGCUUUGUGGGCAUUGUGGAGAAAGUAGCUGUGAUUCUGCUUUCUAUCAACAUACCAAGAGUCUUGUCACUUUAUGCGACAAGUGUGGAGACUGUGGGGAGAACAACUCCGCACAUGAUUUCAAGCUGAUUGCUGCAGCUGCCUGGACCGAGGAAGAGACCCUCCUCUUGCUAGAGUCUGUGCUCAAACAUGGAGACGAUUGGGAACUCAUUACCCAAAGUGUUUCUACAAAGUCUAGACUUGAUUGCAUUUCCAAGCUCAUUGAGCUCCCUUUCGGAGAGUUUCUGAUGGGAUCUUCCUCUGGAAGACUCAGAUCCUCUAUCCCCACCUCCGAGGAUGAAAACCUUUCGUCUCCAUCUAAUCCUUUAGAACAGAUGAAAGCUGACGGUCUAGAACAAAAGGAAACGGAGACGAGAGAAGAAAAGGGAGAUGAUCAUGUCGUCGAUGAAGAUGAGCCUCCAGCAAAAAGAAAACGUGUUGCAAUGCUAUCAGAUGGUGGUGAUAGUUCACUUAUGAAACAGGUCGCAGCAAUGGCAUGCAAAGUUGGUCCAUCUGUCACAACAGCUGCUGCAAAAGCUGCAAUCGCUGCUCUUUGUGAUGAAGCCUCUUGUCCAAAAGAUACUUUCGAAACAACUUGUGAUUUCACAGAUUUUGCGGUUGACAGAGCUGAUGGAGACAAAGGUACAUCAGAUAUGGAGGAACAGCAAGAAGACAAAGAGGGACCUCAGGAUCUACCUGUAGCUUUAAGGAUGAGAGCGUCAGUGGCAACAGCUCUUGGAGCUGCGGCGGCUCACGCAAAAAUACUGGCUGAUCAAGAAGAAAGAGAGAUGGAACAGUUAGCUGCGAUUAUAAUAGACCAACAGCUGAAGAAGAUGAAGAGCAAGUUGAAGUUUCUGGACCACUUGGAAUUGAUAAUGGAUGCGGAAGAACAAGUAAUGGAGGGCGUAAAAGAAACAAUUCUCCAAGAGAGGAUUAGCGUUUUGCAAUUCGCGUUUGGUAGCGGUAUAACAAAACGCUGGGAUCAUACGUAACGUGAAAUAGGUGAUCCUUUGUUGGUCCGUAGGAGGAUGAUGUUUGAGAUUAGAAAUGGAUGUGUUUUUGCAAGACUUUUGUCCUUUGGGUGGUCUCUCUUGUUAUUAUUAAAUGUAGAACGAAGGAGGGUCUAAUUGACUUUAUGAGUUAGGUUGUUACAUUUACAUACAUCUUUUGUAGAA